Prunus mume (Japanese apricot) is the source of this 4355-nucleotide messenger RNA. NCBI's taxonomy places the organism in Eukaryota, Viridiplantae, Streptophyta, Magnoliopsida, Rosales, Rosaceae. The record is from RefSeq and is a predicted model, not a curated record.
UGGUUGGGCGGGUGCUGUUUUUAUGUUGAACGACCCACCCAAGCUCUUCGAACCCAAUAUCUUCCCCCUUGUGCCUCUCCAUUUAUCGCUCCACCUCCUACGUUGCCAAAGAUCGUACACGCAAGAAUUAAACGUGGGCUCAGCUAUCGCACUCUCCCCCUCCCUCUCCCUCUCCCUCUCCCUCUAUUGCUCGUCUGCUCUGUCCAUGGCUCUCUCCACCGAUAUCCUUUUUCGCUGCACUCUCCCUCUAUUGCUUGUCUGCUCUCGGCGGUGGUGACCAGAUUGCACUUGGAACGACCGGAGUUUUGGCAGCGACGUUGAUCAUCCAGGUAAUUACCAGAAAAUUAAAUUUAAAGUGAAUGUGAAUGGAUGGCCCCAUUUUAAAGUUCCGCCUUGGAUUCUCCAAAGCUCAGGGAGAUUCGCCUCGAGAGAUCACCUCCCGCAGCAACCUGUCAAGUGACACUGGUGAGAAUGGGUGGCUCAUUCGGUUCUUUGACUCAGCAUUUUUCUGCGAGUGGAUCGCUGUUAGCUACCUAUACAAGCAUGAGCACUCGGGGGUACGUGACUACCUUUGUAAUCGAAUGUACACUCUUCCCUUAUCGGGUAUCGAGAGCUACUUGUUUCAAAUAUGUUAUAUGACAGUGCACAAGCCUAGCCCGUCUUUGGAUAAGUUUGUGAUUGAUAUGUGCUCUAAGUCGCUUAAGAUAGCCCUGAAGGUGCAUUGGUUUUUAUUGGCGGAGCUUGAAGACUCUGAUGAUAAUGAAGGAAUUAGUAGGAUUCAAGAGAAGUGUCAGAUUGCGGCCACUUUGAUGGGUGAGUGGCCGCCUUUGAUACGUCCUCAAAGUGAGUCGGCCAGCCCUGGGAGCAAGAACCAGGUAUUGAAUAAAAUAUUGUCAUCAAAACAGAAGUUGUUGUCACUAACGUCUUCCCCACCUGCUCAGAGGUCUUUUUCUUUCUCGCCUUCAUCAGGGAACAAUCUGCAAGAGGAUGGUGGUCUGUUCUCUCCUGAUGAGAACAAAAUAUUUAAAAAAUUCAUACCAGGGCCAAAGGUUCGAGAUGCAUUGCUCUUUAGGAAGUCGGUGGAGAAAGAUGAGGAUGACUCUGAAAAAGAUGGGUUCUUUAAGAGGCUUUUAAGGGACAGUAGAGGUGAUGAGGAGAUGGGUUCUAAGAUUAGAGAUUCUUUGCUUUUCAGGAAGUCGUCAGAGAAGGACAAUGAUGAUGCAGAAAAGGAUGGGUUCUUUAAGAGGCUAUUAAGGGAUAGUAGAGGUGAUGAUGAGGAAUUGACAUCGAGCUCAGAUGGAUUUUUUAAGAGAUUGUUUCGUGAUAGUAAAAGUGAUUCUGACGAUAAAUCAAUUUCUAAAUCAGUGGAAGAUGAAGAAAAAGAUGGGUUCUUUCGGAAGUUUUUCAAAGAUAAGUUUGAGGACAAAAAAGAUCGAAUUGAUAAGAAUGUAGAUGAGGAUGCACCGUACUCUGAAGAAAGAUGUUCAAGAUCAGCUGAAGAUGAUGAAAAAGAGGGUUUCUUCCGAAAACUCUUCAGGGAUAAGUUUGACGACAAGAAAGAUGGGAAUGAUAAAACUGAGGAAGGGAGUGCCAAUGGUGAGGAAGAAGAGCCUUCUGACUUUUCAUUGUUCCGAAGAUUGUUCCGUGUGCACCCUGAAGAUGCGAAAAGUACUGCUGCCACUGAAAACAGCAAUAAUGGUGGCUUGUUAGAAAGUAGUCCAGGGACUGAGAAUUUUUUCCGCAAAUUGUUUAGAGAUCGUGACCGUUCCGUUGAAGAUUCGGAGCUAUUUGGUUCAAAAAAACACAAAGAGAAACGCCCUGGUUCUCCAAAGCAACAAAAUGAAAAGUCAAGUGCAAAACCCCCACUUCCAAAUAAUACAGCAUCCCAAUACCGUAAAGGGGCUUAUCAUGAGUCGUUGGACUUUGUGCAGUCACUAUGUGAGACGUCGUAUGGUUUAGUGGAUAUAUUUCCAAUUGAAGAUCGCAAGAGUGCUCUUCGUGAGUCACUUGCAGAGAUCAAUUUGCACAUUGAUGAGGCUCAAAAUAGUGGAGGAGUUUGCUUUCCAAUGGGGAAGGGGAUGUAUCGCGUGGUUUAUAUUCCGGAAGAUGAAGCUGUUCUUUUGAAUUCUAGGGAAAAGGCACCUUAUCUAAUCUGUGUUGAAGUCUUGAAAAGUGAAAUUCCAGGCAAUCCAAAGGACAUAUCUGGUUCUCAAAAGCUUUCUCGAGGAGGAAUUCCUUUAGCAAAUGGGGAUGCACUUCUGACAAGACCACCUCCCUGGGCAUAUCCAUUGUGGACUGUCCAGGAGGUCUAUCGUAAUAGUAAUGAUAGGAUGUCGAGCUCGACUGCUCAAGCAAUUGACCAGGCAAUGUCACAUACGUCAGAGGCAAAAGUGAAAUUUGUUACUGUUAAAAUAUCUGUGGAGAAGAAAUUGCAUGGCCAGACAGUGACAGCAGAGAAUAUAUCAGGGAGUUGUCAACGUGGAGAGGCUGUAACUGCAUCAAAAGUAGCGCAAGGGAGUGAUUUGGAGUGGGUAAGGGUAGUGCUAACUGCAGAUCCUGGUGUUAGAAUGGAGGACAUUGAGGAUCAGGGACCCCCUCGACGGAAGGAACAUCGUCGUGUUCCAAGUACAGUGGCUAUAGAGGAAGUAAAGGCUGCUGCAGCGAAAGGAGAAGCUCCUCCUGGACUCCCUCUGAAAGGGGCUGGUCAGGAUUCGUCAGAUGCACGGCUAGUGGCUAAUGGCAGUACUCCCGAGGCCAGCAACGCCUUGUCUGGCGAACUUUGGGAGGUAAAGAAGGAGAGGAUACGCAAAGCUUCAGUUCAUGGAAAACUACCUGGUUGGGACUUGCGCUCUGUUAUUGUGAAGAGUGGUGAUGAUUGUAGGCAGGAGCAUCUUGCUGUGCAACUUAUUUCUCACUUUUAUGAUAUAUUCCAAGAAGCUGGUCUUCCCCUCUGGUUGCGCCCUUAUGAAGUCUUAGUUACUUCUUCCUACACAGCUCUCAUUGAAACAAUUCCAGAUACGGCUUCACUUCAUUCCAUCAAAAGUAGAUAUCCCGACAUCACGAGCUUGCGAGACUUCUUUAUUGCUAAGUAUCAAGAAAAUUCUCCAAGUUUUAAACUUGCCCAGAGGAAUUUUGUUGAAAGUAUGGCCGGAUAUUCCCUGGUGUGCUACCUUCUGCAAAUAAAGGAUAGGCACAAUGGAAAUCUCUUAAUGGACGAAGAGGGUCAUAUUAUACAUAUUGAUUUUGGCUUCAUGCUCUCCAAUUCACCUGGGGGUGUAAAUUUUGAGAGUGCUCCAUUCAAAUUAACACGUGAACUUCUUGAGGUCAUGGACUCUGAUGCUGAGGGAGUUCCGAGCGAGUUCUUUGAUUAUUUUAAGGUUUUGUGCAUUCAAGGAUUCCUUACAUGUCGGAAGCAUGCGGAGCGCAUUAUUCUUCUUGUUGAGAUGUUGCAGGACUCUGGUUUCCCAUGCUUUAAAGGUGGUACACGGACAAUACAGAACCUACGGAAACGAUUUCACCUGAGUUUGACAGAAGAGCAAUGUGUGUCCUUGGUGCUUUCUUUGAUCAGCAGCAGCUUGGAUGCAUGGCGAACAAGACAGUAUGAUUAUUAUCAGAGGGUUUUGAAUGGAAUAUUGUGAGGUUAGAAUUCAUUGAUAAUCACAUGGUUUUGUUUGGAAAAGCCAGCUCAGUGAGUGUUGGUCAAAAAGUGCAUACGCGAGCUGGCUGUGUUUUCCUCGGAGGUGAAAAAGGGGAUUGUUUAUAGUGGUUUUGGCCUGUUUUUUCUGGGUGAGGAAUUUGUAAUUGUAUCGGCAAAAAUACAUAUUCUGCAUCUAGAAGGCUAAAAUUAAUUCAGAAGGGUAUAUUCAUUGUUCCCCUUGUUUCAUGUAAUAUGAGACUCUGCUGGCUGGUGGGAAUUCACUUAUUCUUGUGGGAACGUUCGACCCUACGGACCCUCCUCCCGUUCGUUGGACUCUUCAUACUGUACAGAGUGAUUGCAAUUGAGGACAGAGUAGAAAUCCAGUGGCUAUGACAGCCAUAUUUACUACUGAGUGCCAUUGCAACGUAUUUUACACUGGUUUGUGAUCCGGAUGAGCCAGCAUUAUUCGUUUUGUGAAUCUUCCAUUUUCAAAGUGUGGUCGGGUUUCAAUCUCCGUGACUUGGCUCAGCUGGGUGGCAUCUAUACAUGAGUCUGAUUUUUCCAUAUUCUUGUAUCAGAAAGCUUUGUUAGCAAAAUGCUUGAGAAUCUUCUGUAUGCGAUUGUAUCAUGUGUAACUGAUCCCAUUUACAUAGUGAAAUCUGUAGAUUCCAUUUUCAUCAUAUUAAUGGAGUUUUCGUGGCAUUGAAGUUUGCCUGCA